CGCCCCCGAGAGAGAAGCUCCGCUUCAUCAUUCCCUUGUCUUUUUCUCUCCUUCUUCCAUUUCAUAUCUCCAUCGUGUUCAUUCCGCCAGUGAAGUUGUGUGCGUUACUAGUCGGAUAGGCCAUUGUUGUCCCCUCUCAACUCGAGUCAACAGGAAAAUUCGCCGCAACCAUGUCGAACCAGGGCUACUACCAGCAGCCUCAGUACCCGCCUCAGUCAUACCCGCCUCAGGGCUAUCCCCCCCAGGGCUACGGUCCUCCCCAGGGUUACCCCCAGCAGGGUUACCCGCCACCUGGUAUGCAAUACCAGCAGCAGGCCCCGCCCCCGGAGAAGAAGGACCGAGGAUGCUUGGCUACCUGUCUUGCAACGCUGUGCUGCUUGUGUCUCUGUGAGGAGACUUGCGAGUGCUGCUUCGAUUGCAUCGAGUGCCUUGAGUUCUGCUAGAACUCAUCGCGAUAAGACACGACCGACUGUCACACCCUGGCUCCAUUGUAUACGUCCAUGACCGCCCUGUUUCUGUUGCUUCACUUUCAU
Messenger RNA from Paecilomyces variotii, 533 nucleotides. RefSeq lists its product as hypothetical. The transcript is spliced from 4 exons. The coding region runs from base 171 to 443 and encodes 90 amino acids. Lineage: Eukaryota; Fungi; Ascomycota; Eurotiomycetes; Eurotiales; Thermoascaceae. The record is from RefSeq and is a predicted model, not a curated record.